CUGGGAGCUGCGCCCUCACAAUCAGGCUGCCGUGGGCAUUGUCUCUGUGGUGCUCCUUAUCCUGCCGCGGCCCACAAGGCCCACCCGCCUCUCUUCCGCUGCUCCCUGAGCAGGAGACGAGAAGGUUCUUCUGCCUGUGCAUCUGGGCCCGUGUCCUGCAGACGAGCAAUGGCCCAAAUCAUCGAUGUGGUGCCCUGGGAAGAUGGCUCCGCCCAUGUGUAUGCUUCCCCAGCCAUCCUCCUCCCGCUGGAGCGCGUGCGCAACCCACUCGCCGGUGUGAAGCACCAGCUCUACCACCCAGCCCUGCCCACGCUGCGGCGCAUGGACAUGGACACUGUCAAGGGCUACCUAUCGGAUGAGCACUCCCAGUCUUCCACCUACUGCUCCAAAGAUGACUUUAACAAGGCCCACUUCACAGUCCUGGGAGUCCCCAACAAACCCCUGCAAUGCCUGGACUUCACAGCGACAGGCCAGAAGCUCUGUCAUAAGUACCGCGAAGGAAAAAUGGUGCCCAUCGCGCCAGGCAUCAACCGGGUCGACUGGCCCUGCUACACGCGUGCCAUCGAAGACUGGUCUAAAUUUGUGUCCAGGUCCGGGGACUUCAAGCUACCUUGCUUAAACAAGAGGGUGGAGAGUUUCAGUGGCUACGCGGUGCGGUACUUGAAGCCUGACGUGACCCAGAACUGGCGGUACUGCCUCAACCAGAACCCCAGUCUGGACCGCUACGGACAGAAGCCCCUGCCUUUCGACUCGCUGAACGCAUUCCGACGCUUUGGCUCCCACUACAGUCGCGUCAACUAUCUGACUCCCUGGCAUUAAUCUGUGGGUGGGGAAAGGCUGAUCCCUCUAUGGCUGGACUGUGCCACCUCCAGGUCCCCUAGCAGGACAGAGGGCAUAUGGUGGCACCAUCCAUCUCUCCAGGAGUUCAGUUCAAGAAAUAAACCUAAUGUUUCUUUA
Molecule: messenger RNA, 957 nt
Organism: Myodes glareolus (Bank vole)
Lineage: Eukaryota; Metazoa; Chordata; Mammalia; Rodentia; Cricetidae
Source: RefSeq, a predicted model, not a curated record